Oryza brachyantha (malo sina) is the source of this 2577-nucleotide messenger RNA. RefSeq lists its product as uncharacterized. The record is from RefSeq and is a predicted model, not a curated record. Bases 43 to 2235 code for a protein of 730 amino acids. NCBI's taxonomy places the organism in Eukaryota, Viridiplantae, Streptophyta, Magnoliopsida, Poales, Poaceae. The transcript has a single exon.
UUGCAAGGGAAGCGAGGGCCGGGAGCUCGAAAUCAGGCAAAGAUGGAGCAGCACCUGUCCGUAGAGAACGCCACCCGCGCCGCCACGGCGUGGGCGGCCAGCCCGGUGGGUCUCCUGCUCCGCGCGGAGGCGCUGGUGACGGCCAGCUGCGCCCUCCUCGCCACGCUCGUCCUCCUCGGCUCCGGCCGCCGCACCAGCCGCAGCGCCGCCUUCCGCUUCGUGGUGUGGCUCGCGCUGGUGCUGAGCUACCCGGCGGUGUCCUACACCAUCGGGCUGAUGCAGUCCGGCUCCUUCCGCAACGACAUGGUGGUUGUGUGGGCCUGCUUUCUGCUCGGCUGCGCCGACGGCAUCGCCGCCUGCAGCGUCGACGGCUCCGACCAGCAGGCCCGCACCAUGAUCAGCCAGGCCACGCAGGUGUUCUACGUCAUGCUCCUCCUCCUCUCCUACCUCACUUCUCUCGAGGCCCGGCUCAAGGUGCUCCUCUCGCUGCUCUGGCUGCUCAACGUCACCAAGCUUGGGUUGCGGCUAUGGAGCCUUCUCGCCGCCGGCCGCGACCGCGUCCUCACCGCCGACAACUGGCUCAUCUCCAAGUACAUGGCUCACGAGAACGUCAGCAGCGUCUGGGACUUCGACCCGGCCACCAUGAAGGGCUACAGGUACGUGGUCACCGGCGACGACAAGAAGAACGUGGAGUAUCAGUACGGCGCCGGCGAGUACAAGGUGGAGUUCAGGGACGACGACCUCGUCACCGUCGAGAAAGCGUGGGAGCAGCACGACGGGAGCCUACUCAGCGAGGACGGCAAGCUCAGGGAUCUGUGCCUCUCCUUCGCCCUGUUCAAGCUCCUCCGGCGACGCCUCAACGGGAGCCCGCUCCACGAGCCUGGCGACAUCAGAACGAUGGUGUUCGUCCGGAGGGGGCUCGCCGGCGGCGACUCGUGCGACGACCACGAGAGGAUGUACCGUGUCAUCGAGGUGGAGCUCGGCUUCCUCUACGACUUCUACUACGCGAGGUACCCGUCGCCCAAGCAGACCCUCAUCCCGGAGACGGCCACUUUCAUGGCGGCCGCCGCGCUGAGCCUUUCCACCCUCUUCUCCCCGGCAUUGCUGCACCACCACCGUCCUCCGGGCGGAUCCGUCGACUACACCACCACCAGCCUCGACAUCUGGCUGGCUAGGUUGGUGAUCACCCUGUUCCUUCUGCUCGAGCUCUUCCAGUACCUGUCGCUCGUCUUGUCCGACUGGCACAAGGUGAAGAUGCUGUGCCGCUAUGUGCGCCACCGGCCAUGGUGGCGGCGCCACCGGAUCUUGGAGAUGCUCCUAUGGCUGGCAUGCCGCGCCACGCUGACGCGCAGCUACUGGAGCAACUCGGUGGGGCAGUACUCGCUGCUCCACGCCUGCCACCACAGCGAGAGCUCCUGCCUCCUCACGCGCGUGCCACUCCACAGGUGGGUCAAGGACCGGCUGAUCGCGACGAGGUCGGUGACGCGGCGGAGCCUCCCGGCGGCGGCGAAGCGCCAGAUCCACCGGCUGCUCCGGUCGGAGUGGCUGUCCAACGUCAAGUACGGCGACCGCACGCUGCAGAGGAACGACCUGCUGCAGGAGCUCGACUGGUCCACCUCCAGGUACGAGUUCGGCGCCAUGGGCAGCAUCCUGGUCUGGCACAUCGCCACCGCGAUCUGCGGCGACGACGACGACCACCUGUCCAAGACACGGCCACGUACUACUGACAACACCAUCGUCGCCGACCGCCGCGAGGUGGCCACCGUGCUUUCCAACUACUGCGCUUACCUGCUGUUCCAGGCGCCGGAGCUGGUGACGGACGAGGUCCACGACGAGCGGCUGCUGAUGGAGGCCGUGCAGGAGGGAAUCCAGAACCACCUCCGGCGACACAAGGGUCACCACCACCGCCGUCGUGACACCGCCGCCACCAUGUUCGCCGGCCUGCGCGAGUUCGUGCGCAGCGACGAGGCCAACUACGCCGGAGAGUGCGUCCUGGCCGACGGCAUAAGGCUGGGGCACCAGCUGCUCUCGGGCAUGCCCGACGAGGCGGCGCGGUGGAGCGUGCUCGCCGAGAUGUGGGUGGAGCUCCUGCUGACGGUCGCGCCGUCGGAGAACGUGGCGGGCCACGUCAAGAGGCUGGCCACCGGCGGCGAGCUCGUCACGCACCUCUGGGCUUUGCUGACGCACGGUGGGAUGAUCAAAAGGCCCGCCAAACCGUUCUAUGGCUCAUGCUGAAGAGACUUGCUCCAGUACAGCAAAAAUAUCUCGAGGCAUCAAAUCACUUUUUAUCAAUAGAUCUAGCUAAGUAGGAUAUGUAAUAUUAAAUUCAACGAUAAAAAAUGAUUUGGUAACUCGAGGUAUUGAUAGCUCGAGGUAUCUUUUAUUGGAUUGAAACAAAUCUCCCCGCGGAAAGCUGACAUCGAUGCAUCACCUAACCAAAGAUUGCUACUCCACUAGCUUAGGAUUAGGAAAAUUUUGUGUUAACCAUCCCACGUUUUGGGGGAUGUAUGCAAUUUGCAAUCUUAAGGUAGUGAUUUAUUUGUAUCCAUUUUGCAAUUUUUGAAGCACAGCUUUAGU